Messenger RNA from Neoarthrinium moseri, 3480 nucleotides. RefSeq lists its product as uncharacterized. Lineage: Eukaryota; Fungi; Ascomycota; Sordariomycetes; Amphisphaeriales; Apiosporaceae. The transcript is spliced from 2 exons. The record is from RefSeq and is a predicted model, not a curated record. The coding region runs from base 1 to 3480 and encodes 1159 amino acids.
AUGUUUCCAAAGAGGUCUUGGGUCUGGAGGCUGCUGUGCCUGUUGCUGUGUUGGAAUGUGAUGGCAGCUGGGAUCUUGGGGCCGAUUCGCAGAGAUGACGCUUCUCCCACAACGACCAUUGCUCCCACUACGACAGAGAACACCAGCCAAGACAAGUCGACUGCAACUGCUCAGACCAGCACGGAGAGCACUCAGGGCUCCUCUGUUGCUUCCACAGGAGCAACAGUCACUUCAAGUGCUUCAAGCACGGCGACAGCAACUCUUAUACCCUCGGCGCUCAAUGGAAACUCCCCCAGCAAUGUCUCCAGCAUUUAUAACUCCACAAUUGCGGAAGGCGAGCUGCCGCUUCAACCGCGGCUGACCCCCGGAUGGGCAGUGGCUGGUGUGAUACUCCUCCUGACAGGAGCCGUUCACACACUCAUUGGGAUCAAGAACAACUGGUUGCACACAUUCUUUUCGUCGGCCUACUUAGCCGGCCUAUCAACAACCGUCUUGAUUGUCUAUGUUAUGGUGACACCUAUCUCGGAUGGCAUCCAGGGUGCCUACGUCGUGGCUGUAGUAGUCACUGGGCUCAUUCUCGGCGGAGGAGCAACCAUCUUCAGGGAGCUCACGGAGAGCCUUGGGUGCUUGCUAGGGGGGUUCUGUGUGUCGAUGUGGCUCCUCACGUUGCAGGAGGGUGGUCUUUUGAAGAACACCACUGCCAGAGUAAUCUUCAUCACCGCGUUCACGCUAGCAGGUUUUGCGUUCUACUUCAGCCGACACACCCGAGUAUACGCUCUCAUUGGUCUCAUUGCGUUCUCCGGUGCCACAGCUACUGUCUUGGGGAUCGAUUGCUUUAGUCGAGCGGGCCUGAAGGAGUUCUGGGCGUACAUCUGGGCACUGAACGAGAACUUAUUUCCUUUCGGUGUCGAUACUUACCCCCUGACCAAGGGCAUCCGCGUCGAACUGGCCCUGAACGUCAUCCUGUGCAUCAUCGGCAUCAUCUCUCAGCUCAAGCUCUGGAGGAUCAUCCAGGCGCACCGGGCGAAGCGGGCCGAGGCACGCGAGGAAGCACAGAAACAACGCGACCUCGAAGAGGCCAACUUGGGGCAGCAGAUCGAAGAACAAACAGCGCCAGACAGGCAGGAAUGGGAGGCCACCUAUGGUGGUAGACCACCGGCCAGUCCCCAUGGCUCAGGCGACUCUGGCAUCGGUGAUAUGAGCGAGAAGAAGGCCCGCUCAAGUCUAACAACCGUACAACGGGUCGAUGACGAGGAAGAGAUAGAGCUUGCUGAAUUGCCUGCUCCAAACUCACCAUCACCAUCCAGGCAGGAGCCGGGCAAUAAGGCCAUCGACGCGGCAGACACCACGGGAGAGACACACGACACAGUCCGGGUUAUUGGAACUGAUGGCGAAGCCAGACCGGUAUCAUGGGCAUCGGCCCGCGAUUCACAGAGAUUAUCCAGGCCAGCCGGACCUGAAGUGAUUCCACUGCCCUUCCAGAUCCCCGUCCAGAGCGACGAAAGAGACGAUGACGAUCGCUCUUCGUUCGCAACGUUUGCUGAUGACGACGACCGCUCAAUUGCCAUGAACAAGCGGGCAUCGAGAGCUUCUCUGGGCAAUCGUCUAUCAGUAGGGUCUGGCCAUCUGCUUCACAGGCUAUCCCGAGGUUCCAUAAGGUCUACAGACUCGAGAAAGAGAAAUGGUGAAUUCUCGCCGACCCAGCUUUCACACGCAUGGGGUGGCAGCGAGGAAGAUCUUGUUUCGGAGAAACCAAGAAGAGACAGCGAUGCUGGAUCCGUGGCCGCAACCAUCGAUGGUCUGAGUUUGGACGGAAAGCCCAAAGACAACGAGUCGGAGUUUGCCAUGGAAAUCAUGGCCGAGUUGGCAGACAAGAAGUCCCAAGGCAGUGCAAGCGUUGUCAAAGAGCCCGCAGAUCAGGCCAAGUUGUCCCCUGUUGACAAGUAUCCAGAAGGUAGACCCAUGUCGACGGCAGAGACUAUCGCGACGGAUAUCCUCAACAUGUCAUUGUUUGGCGAAUCUGCAGACGCCGCGUCGAAACGAAACAGUUCAGUGGCGAAUCUGGGAAAGACAGAGGCAACUUCAGACAUGGGCCAAACGUCUGGGGCUUCGGGAUCAGAGCAUAAAGCAGACAACCCGAAAAAGUCUGCUUCCGCAGUGACCUCGACGCCUUCGACGCCUGCUAGCCUUACCAAAGACCGACUCCCAGGCGGCCUCUCACGCGUGGCAUCUGCUUAUCGGACGAACGAAUGGGCAAAGCAUCUGAGCCAAGCUGAGGUGCCAGAGCCGCAGAAGCUUCAAGAGGAUGUAAGCCCGGCGGAAGAGACGCCCAGGGAUAAUGAGACUGCAGCGCCUGUGAAUGUGGAAAGUUUGCAGCAGACUGCUGAGAAUGGGGCGCCGCCGCCAGCAUUGACACGAUCGUCUUCAUCGCCUUCCAGCUCGCCCCCUGGAUCUAGACCUGUGUCUCAGUCAAACUCGAGGAUGUCGAGUGCCAAGUCGCCAGGGCUGAUCAUCUCAACUUCAUCUCCUCAGGACUCCAGCGCAAAGACCAGCCCUGUGAGUGCUGUGCCGCCUCAUGCCCUACACACAAGCCACAGCUUCCGUAUGAAGUCAGGUGUCAUGAGUCGACGAGUUUCGGAUAUAAUCGGCCAGCCUAUUGCAGAAGAACACGCCGGGGAUUCUUCGUUGGCGGCAGUCCAGGCCGACGGCUUGCUGGGAUCAGCCCAAGUAUCAACUGCAACUCUCGAUCAACUGCAGGCCAAUGCACGUGGGCCUGUGCCGGGGAUUGUAUCACGCUCGACUCCCCAGACUCUGCUGGGCAGACGCGAGAUGCUCUUACGCAACAAGUCAUCCAUCCUGAGCCCUCCCAUCCCCGAGGCUACGACCUAUUCACCGCAGCCAGCCGCGAGCGAGGCCGGGUCGAUGCAUAACUACCCCAUGUACUCCACCUUUGCCGGCCAAGACGCAGACGACCUACCGCUCAGCCAGCGCAAGCAGCUGAUGCGCCAAAGCAGCCUUCUCUCCGUGGCCGGCGGCAACACGAGGCCGGGCAGCAAUUUGAGCAUGGCUUCCUACGGGGCGGACGCGACCAACUUCGACUCCCACCAGCCGCAGAGACACUCGACGUUGCCCUCGCAGCUAGCCCGGGAAUCUCAGCUCGCCAGCUUCCGGCAGUCCGUAGUCCAGGACCUCCGCGCCGUGACGCCGAUCAACAGCAGCCGGGAGAUCACGCCCUCGGCGUCCACGCUCUCGCUGAACAGGGGCGUGAGCGCCGCCCACCGCGAGGCGGAACUCCAGCGCAGCAUGGAGCAGAGCCGGAGCAUGCUGCUGAGCCAGCGGGAGCAGGAGGCCCAGCGCAAGGAGAUGGACAGGCUCGAGAAGGAACGCAACGAGCGCAUGUUCGAGGAGCACAUGCGCAGCGGAUACCUCAUGGACGCCCAUCGCGACGCCAUCCGCAAGAUGCAGAGCGCGGCCCGGUGA